AUGGAAGUCGAAGGCCUAGAUUCCGCGGCCCUGAAGGCCAUUUUGAUGCGCAUCGAUAAUUUUGAAGGCGAAUUUGACUUCUUAAAUCCAGCGUACAAGUGUCGAGUUGUGUUUAAGGGCAUCGCAUUUCAUUCUGUCGCCCAUGGCUUGCGUUUCCUACGCUUAUCGCAUAAUAUAGACGGUCAAGAAUACCACUACGAUGGAUCUGACCAUUUGCCAGCUCAUGUCGCUAACCAUGUGUCGUCUAUGGACGUAUCUGCAACCUCAGAAGGCAGUGAUGAGAACCCUUUGUGGAGUGCGCAUCGCCACGAAUGGCUAGAAUUACUGCUUCGCGACAAGUACCGGAGGAACGGAGAUAUACGCACUCGUCUUGGCAAGACUGGAGAUAGGCAGAUCGUUUUCACAUCCACUGAUCUGUUUCUGGGAUUUGACGGGAAGAGUGGCCAAAACAAGGUCGGGCGCAUCACGGAGCAAAUACGGGAAGAUAUGUCUGCCUACAAGGACCACCGAGUGUGGCUACUAAUGUGCCAAAACAUGAGUGCUGAAGAUUUUUGGGUAACAGUUGAAGAAUCACACGGUGAUUCCGGCAUUUGCAAACACCGCCUCGAGGGCAAAUGCUUGUAUGACAUAGGGCGCAUCCCAUCGUGCGAUCUAAAACCCGCCAACCCUUCCAUUAGCCGUGUCCACGCUUCCAUAUACAUGAACAAGCGUGGUCAUGUUUGUAUGGUGAACUACAACGACGUCACCGGUGUGACCGUGAACGGCCAGCGGUUGGAGCCUCAUGAGCCGUUUGCUAUGAGGAAUGGCGACCGAUUCACUCUUGGGGCAUCAAAACGCGUAUACCGUAUAUCGAUUGACCGCGACCUGGUUUCGCGAAAGAUGGCCGAGAUUGCGAGCAAGCGCCGUGAGCUUCAGCAUAAGGCCGACCUUCACGCAAAGCGGGUCAGUAACGAGCUUGAGACAUUUCUGAAGGGCCAUGACGAGGUGGUUGUGCUGAAUGUGAGUUACAAGACCAAACGUGCGGAUCUGUACGACUUCUUUUCGUCAUGCGGUGACGUGGAAUCGAUUCAAUUACCUCAGAACCGUGGUUCAAGCGAUGACCCUGCGUCGGAUGAGACCCUUGCACGUCGUGGAAUCGCAUUCAUCAAGUUCAGGGACAAGAAAGGUGCAGCCCGUGCCCUGGAGCGUGAUGGCAUGUAUUUGAACUAUCGCAAGAUACAGGUGAAAUACAAGUCUGAAGACAAGGUUAUGACCGUUCAAGACAGAGCGCAAGGCGUCGAAGUCGCAGCAGAAGUGCAUCAAGGCAUCGACGCCGCAGCGCCGAUUCCAGCAGCUACAGCAGGAGUAGGAGCUCUAGUAGGGCUCGAGACGAUCAGCGGCGAAGCAGUUCACAUUCCAGUCGAGGUUGAGAUUCAGCCCCAGGAUGUCAUAUGGAGUGCAACACUUUUGCAAUGUAAACUAUGUUUCCGAUGA
This is a messenger RNA of Babesia bigemina, 1473 nucleotides long. RefSeq names its product RNA binding protein, putative. The record is from RefSeq and is a predicted model, not a curated record. Gene Ontology annotation, molecular function: mRNA binding; protein binding. Bases 1 to 1473 code for a protein of 490 amino acids. NCBI's taxonomy places the organism in Eukaryota, Apicomplexa, Aconoidasida, Piroplasmida, Babesiidae. The transcript is spliced from 7 exons.